AUCGUAGACAAGGCGUAGGUCCGCCCCACCGGAUUAACCCUUACCUUUUCAGGGUGGCCCGAAUACAAGGUGUCGAACUCUUGACCUGCUAAUCUCAACGACGCCGUUGUUUCAUCUAAAACCUCACCUUGAAGGCUCUUGACAUCUUGUUCUUCAAUGGCGGCAUCCUAGGGCUUAUCUACCCUACAUGUCCGAAGAUAUAAUUUCCAUUCUCCCAUGGAAAAUUUUCGUGGCUCCUCUUGGUUGCCGAGAAGAGGUAACGAAAAGAGAGAUAAGUUUUCAUUUUUUACACUUAGCUGAAUGAAAAUUCAAAAUCUCUACACACAUAACUGUCCCUAAUCCAACUCUCAGGAUUAGGUUAGGAUAUUUUCUCGUUCAGAUUUUCGUUUAAGAAAUCGAUGCAAUGAAUUGAAGGCUUUUUGGAACUUUCGUUUCUUUUCUUUUCAGUGCUUUUCUCUGCGACCAAACGAAAUCCAUAAAUUUCACUACAUGCAGUUCCACUGCAAUCCGUUUAUCCAUAUAGCUUCUUUCUGCUAUUUUGGUUCCAAAGCUCUACUUCUGCUUUGCAUUGCAAUGCUGCUUUGUAUAAUUCCUACUGUUAGUUAUCCGCACAGAAUUUGCAGAUUUGUUCAUUUCUUCGUGAAUUUUUCUUCGUCCUGUGCUCUUAGAACUGUAGAUUUUAUUGAAGAUAGAAAAACCCAUGACAGUGAUUACAUCGAGUUACAUCGUAGAAUGCAGAAUUAUGCCACGUCAGGCUACUUUAGAAAAGCUCUGGAAAUUUUGACUUCCAUGAGAAAUGUACCUGGGAAACCUACCGUGUAUGAUUGCAAUGCUCUGAUGUACUGCUAUUUGAAAUCACGAAACGAAUUGUUGGAAGGGUUGGUUGAGGUAUAUAUUGGGAUGAAAAGAUUUGGGCCGCCCCCUAAUGCCAUAACCUUCAAUAUGCUUCUUAAUAGGAUGUUAUCUCUUGGUAAGUUGAAAGACGCAUUGUUUAUUGCCAAAGAGAUGUGUGGAAGUGGGUUUAAACCGUCAUUUACAUCAUUAUCAAAAUUUUUGAAAAAAUCACUUAAGUUGGGGAGUUUGGAUUGUUCACUUGGUGUGUUUCAGUUAAUGGUGAAGUUGGAAUAUUUGCCAACCGAACCUGUUUUGAACUUGUUGGUUUCUCUGCUCACCAAAGCUGGGAUGAUUGGUGAGGCAUGUUCAGUGUUAUCUGUUCUCCUGGGUAAGGGUUAUUUUUGUAGUGUACAUAGUUAUAAUCUUAUUCUAUGGGCUUUGUGUAAGUCUGGUCAGAGCAGUAGAGCUUUGGAAUUAUUUUGUUUGAUGAAUAAGAAGGGUAACGUACAGAAUGUAUGCUCUUACACUGCUUUAAUGUAUGGCUUUGGUAGAGAAGAUUUAGGAGAAGACCUUUUUCAUUGUUUAAAUGUGAUGCAAAUUGAUGGUUUUAAGGCAAAUAUCAGGACAUACACUGUCCUAAUUAAGUUUCUUUGUGAGGCUGGGAGGAUUGGGGAGGCAUUUGCCUACUUGGGUAGGAUGGAAAGGGAAGGAUGUGAUCCAGAUAUGAUUACAUAUAAUGUAAUUCUCCGUGAACUUUGCCACCAAGAUAGAGUUGGAGAGAUUUGUGAGCUCAUUCAGGUGAUUGACAGAAAGGGAUUUUCACCCAAUCCACACACAUAUGCUGCCUUGGCUGGAGGCAUGUUAAAAGCAGGCAAAAUAGGGGUUGCUCACAAAAUAUUGCUUGAUGUGAUUUCAAGGAACUGUACACUGGAUGUUGCUGUAUAUAAUAUAUACUUCCAUUAUUUAUGUUGUGAGAAUAGGUCAAGAGAGGCGUUAUCUCUGUUGAAGAGUAUGACAGAAGGUGGUUUUAUUCCAAGUAAUGUGUCUUAUAACACAAUUCUGAAAGGUUUUUGUAGAGAGAAUAGCACUGAAGAAGCUUUGGAGCUCUUGGAUCGUUUUGAGUGGGAAAUUAAUGGACCAGAUGUAGUUUCCUUCAAUACUAUUUUGUCUGCAGCAUGCAAACAGGAAAACUCUUCUUUGAUUAAGAGGAUAUUGUUUCGUAUGGAGUAUGAAGGGGUUGAGCUUAAUGUUGUUAGUUUAACUUGCUUGAUUCAGUAUUUCUGUACAGUGGGAAGAUUUUCAGAAUGGUUGAAUGUAAUGGACUACAUGAUCUGUAAAGGCCAAACUCCAACUAUAAUCACUUUUAAUAUGCUAAUGGACAAACUCUGCAAGAGUGGGUUACUAGGAACUGCCCUCCGGAUUUUUAAAUAUCUUAAGAACUCCGGGUAUGUUCUUGAUACGACUUCAUAUAAUAUUCUUAUUCAUGCUUCCAUAAGGGAGGAUCUUAACAUGCUGGUGGACCAAUUGUUUAAGGAAAUGUAUACCCAAGGGCUAAACCCAGAUGCCUAUACCUAUGGGUCCAUCAUUUAUGGUCUUUGUAGAGAAGGGAAUAUAUCAAUUGCUCUCCAGAUGAUGGAUCAGAUGCGAGAGAAUGGACUUACUCCAAGUAUUGCAAUUUACAGUACCCUAUUGAAAGCAAUGCUCCAAAGAGGUAAGGUUUGUGGCUUCAUCUCGUUAUUGAAAACUAUGGUAAUCGAAGGUUGUCAACCUAAUGAGGCAACGCUUGGAAUUCUGAACCAAGCAAUUUCAAAAGGUUGGAUGAAGAAAUAUCCUGAAAUCAGGAAGCUCCUAGGGAUUGUGAUUAUGAGAUAAUUUCAAGGAAGAGACUCGGCAUGUUAUGAAGAAAUAUCCUGAAAUCAGGAAGCUUCUAGGGAUUGUGAUUAUGAGAUAAUUUCAAUACUCUCACAUUAUCUGAAUUUCCAAGAAGAUCAAACCUUUAAUCAGAGUUUUGAGAAUAAAACCGAUGGACCGGUUUAUAAAGUUCACAUUCACAUGCCAAAGAAACCGCCACCUGUGGAGAGCAAGCUUGCUGUGUAGCCUUGCGGUGCUGUACUCUGGUUCAACAAGCAAAAUGAAGAUUUCAAGGACUGGUUGAUGCCAAUAAUGGGGUAUGCCAUAAUUACAAACGAAACGACAAGUGCCAGAAACAGAGAUGCUGACCAUAGAUACGAAGCCUUGAUGGAAAAAAACAGCUCCCAGCAGACCUGGUGUUUGUGAGUGAUGAGAAACUCCAUGAUGUAUACAAAAGAUAUGUCAACGACGUAAUUGUGAGCCAAAGAGUGUCGUUAGACUGGGGACUGGGAGGGAACACGGGUAGUCUCACCAUAAUCUCACCACGCUGAUGGCCCUAAUCGAUCAAUUCCAGUGAACUGGCAUUGUAAGCGCUGGUUUUGAGCUUGUCGUUGACAGAUAGGGAAUGUGGAUAGUAAAAGUGCCUGGUAACGGGUGAUUCAAGGAUAAAAUUUAAGCUAGCUAAACUUCCCACGAGUUGGCCCGAGCAAAGAGCAGCACUUGAGCGUUCUGCCCAAGAUAUCAACAAUGGCUUUUGAACGCUCGGAGAGAUGCUGGCAUACCGAGGAAUGAAUGAUCAGCUGCCUAAUUAAAUAGCUCUCCUCUUUGUCGCGUUAACAAGGAAAAAAGAUAAUAUUAUGACUCUCAAAUAUGUCAUUAAAUGUUUUCACUUAUAUAUUUUUAUUUUAUUUUUCCGUAA
This is a messenger RNA of Carya illinoinensis, 3604 nucleotides long. RefSeq names its product pentatricopeptide repeat-containing protein At1g12775, mitochondrial-like. Gene Ontology annotation, molecular function: protein binding. The record is from RefSeq and is a predicted model, not a curated record. The transcript has 3 exons. NCBI's taxonomy places the organism in Eukaryota, Viridiplantae, Streptophyta, Magnoliopsida, Fagales, Juglandaceae. The coding region runs from base 490 to 2706 and encodes 738 amino acids.